This is a messenger RNA of Drosophila virilis, 480 nucleotides long. RefSeq names its product cuticle protein 10.6. The record is from RefSeq and is a predicted model, not a curated record. Lineage: Eukaryota; Metazoa; Arthropoda; Insecta; Diptera; Drosophilidae.
AACAAACCAAAACAAUCAACAUGCAAUUCUUCAUCUGCUUGGCUCUCUGUGUGGCUGUCGCUCAGGCGGGCUACCUGGCUGCUCCAGUUGCCACUUACGCUGCCGCUCCAGUGACUACAUAUGCUGCAGCAGCUCCUUUGGCCACCUAUGCCCGGACCGCCUACUCCGCUGCCGCUGUGCCCGCCGCCUACUCCACCUAUGGAGCUCAGGUAUAUGCCGCACCCUAUGCAGCCCCAUAUGCUGCCGCCACUUACGCUGCCUCCCCGUACGCUGCCACCACCUACGCUGCCUCCCCGUACGCUGCCACCACCUAUGCUGCCUCCCCGUAUGCUGCCACCACUUACGCUGCCUCGCCCUAUGGGGCACCCAUCUCUACCUAUGCUGCUCCAGCUGUCAUCAGCCCCUUCCUGAAGAAGAAGUAAAUGGGCAACUCGCUAAACGAUUCUCAAUUCACUGUUUUCAUUUUGCAUAAUUGAUCAU